Molecule: messenger RNA, 2484 nt
Organism: Amphiprion ocellaris (clown anemonefish)
Lineage: Eukaryota; Metazoa; Chordata; Actinopteri; Pomacentridae
Product: sialoadhesin-like
Exons: 7
Coding region: 147-953 (268 amino acids)
Source: RefSeq, a predicted model, not a curated record
CAAUGACAAAGCACAACAAAGCACCAAACCUCCUCUGGGUCCCUCUCACACUGAGUGGGCAGUUUGACCGGCUGUGAAACUGAACUUGAAGUUUUCAGGAUUGUGUUUGUUCACUUCAGAAUCUCUUGCUCGGAUUUCUCGCUCAGAUGAAGCUGAUUGAUCUCAGUGUCAUCUUGAUUCUGGCCUCCUAUUCAGAAGGUCAGCGUUGGAGUAUAGAUGUCCAAAGACAAUAUGUCGUAACAAAUGGAUCUGAUCUAACCAUACCCUGCAAGUUCACCUAUCCGCCAGAAGCACACAAUGAAACUGUUACUGUUGUUGCUGUUUACUGGAAAACUUCUGGCUUCAGAAAUUGCAGUUUUGAGGACAAUGAGAAAGGAACAUUCAUUUUCCACUCUGAUGAGAUGUGCAUGGUGGAGAAGUACAGAAAAAAGACCAAGUUCAUUGGAAAUGCAGCCAGCAGUGACUGCUCCCUUCAGAUCUUCGACAUCAGGGAUAAUAUACCAAAGAUGUACAUGAGGAUUUACGCAACGAACAACAAGAACAACUUCAGUUUCCUCAAGUAUUUCGUCUCCAUCACUGUGAACGGUACUAUCCCAGCCACUGAAACCCCAGCUGCCACACCAGGGGUCACUCCAACCUUGAUGUACACGAGCAUCUUUGUACCAGUUGCUGCAAUUCUGAUCAUUCUUCUUGUAGCUGGAAUUUUCUUUUGGAUGAGACACAAACGGUCACACAGUUUGACAAGGAAGAAUUCUGGAUAUUAUGCAAACUUUAGCAGAGCGUCAUCAGACCCACCUAAAAGAGAGAUAUCUGACAAAAAAGACAAGGAGCUGCCUGAAGUGAAAGCCAUCGAUGAACCCGUGUACAUCAAUUUAGAGGCCCCAACAUAUGAAAUGGACCAAAGUAUGGAUGUCACAGACAAUGUAUACGCAAAUGUGGAUUAUACAAAAUAAUAGAAAAGUAACAUGUCAUAACUGCGCAUUGAACUUUAUUUGAAAAUCAUUUGUGUUUUCUGCAUUGUUUUUUGCUCAUGUUCACACCUGUGUGUCUUAGUUUGAAGGAUACAUGACAACAGGAACAAAGAAGAAAUGAUUUUACUGCUUCUUCCAGGUGAUCAAAACUACAAAAAGAACAGCAGAAGAGUUAAAAUCAUUCUUUAUUUAAUGACUUAUUGUUGCAGAAAUUUACAAAAGCCAGAUAGGAAUGGUUUGCGAAAUAUUUACAUUCUUAUUGCUUGUUUACAGGUUGUUGUUUUUUUACAGUGUAGUACAGUUUUAAUGUAGGUGAUAACUAACAAAAUCUACAAUCCACAUUCAAAAAAAGGCCUCAGCAGCAUGAAAUACUCAAACCAAGACCUUAUCUUGCAAACUUUCUGUGUUGUUUUCAUUAUAAUUCCCUCCCAAGCUAAUUUACAUGAGCUACAGUGAAGUACAGACAUGAAAAGGGAUUUUUGUGCCAAAGUGUGGAACAAAUUCUUACACUAAUUAUAUUCUGAUUUCUACUCUUACUAUGAAGUUAUGUUUGAAAGGGAUGUCUGCAAAGCAAAAAUGGUUCUUUCCAUCUACACAUGGGCAUGUAGAAAGACUGACUUUAAAAAUGCUGAAGUCUGUCUGUCCAGUAUCCAUUAACGUUCUCUCCAAAUAGAACAAAUUCCACAAGUCACAAUUUAAGUCUAAUGUUCAGUGACAAUAGAAGAAAUACCAUGAAUGUAAAGAUGAUCUGGAGGUUGCUGCUUGUAGUAAGUCUUAAAUUCAUGAAGAAGACCAAGAUAUGUGUCAGAGACAUUUAAUUAAUGUUGGUUUGUGUUUAUUUAACCUUAAUGUGACUCACCAGAUGUAGCUUGCAGAUAUAAACCUGCCAUUGGCUGCAUGUUUUACGUAGCUUUCUCCUCCCCUUCUGCUAUCUAUGUGUUACUGUUUUCAGAAUCCCCUUUGAUGAAGGUUUGGAUCUUGCGAUAGGGUUGCCGUUGUAUUUUAUUCAUUUUUAGGUGAAUUAUCCAUUUUAUUGACAGUUGUUGCCUUCCUGCAUGCAAUAUACUACCAAAACAAUUCCCCCAUCACUAUUUUGAGGGGACACCACUGCUUAACAUACCCCAAGACAGUUGUGAUUGUUUUCAAGAAGUACAAAUGAGCAUUUUCCCUCCUGUAUCAUACUGAUUACAGUGAGGUGCAGUCAGACCAUUCUACACGGCAUUGUGCCAGCGCUAGAGAAUGGUCUGGCACAGCAAGACUAAUCUAAUCACAAAAAGUAACUCCAUUUUCUUUAUUUGACUGCAGCAGCCACAUAUUGUAUAGUGUGAGAAGAUUAGUAAAAUAUAUUUUUUUUAUUAUUUUGAACAUUAAGUGUGUUUCUUGUCAUCUGAACUUUUAAAGAAUUGUCCUAUAUCAAUAUUUGUGUCUUUGGUGGCAGCCUGGAUAAAAUAAGUUGCUUAAGCCCAACAACAUCACAACCAACAGGGAUGAUAAUAAACAAACACAACAUCCC